GACCCUCUGAGCCACCAGCACCACCGCCGGCCGAACCAGUGGCACAGCCAGCCCAGCCGGUUGCGCCACCACCACCAGGGCUGCGGGGAUAUGGGCAAAUUACUGACCCAGUGAUGUGUGAAAUCUUGCGUGAUUUUCGCAUCUCUACGACCGUGGGCAGCAGAUUGUCAACUUUGCCCCUCGUGUCCCAGGCUGCCAUUUUUUCCAGGCUUCUGUACAAGCGGGCCCAAGAUGAUGAGUCCUUUGAUGGCUGGCUCAUGAAGGCAAUCCGCCGCUCUGAUUCAAAUAAGCUGGUCCAUCCACGGCAAACUUUGGAUGGGGAACAUGUCAAUGUUUGA
Molecule: messenger RNA, 338 nt
Organism: Cladocopium goreaui
Lineage: Eukaryota; Dinophyceae; Suessiales; Symbiodiniaceae
Source: the annotation of a GenBank genome assembly